Thelazia callipaeda (thelaziosis nematode) is the source of this 981-nucleotide messenger RNA. The record is from the annotation of a GenBank genome assembly. NCBI's taxonomy places the organism in Eukaryota, Metazoa, Nematoda, Chromadorea, Rhabditida, Thelaziidae.
AUGUAUCUCAAAGUUUGUGCUCUGAUUGCACUGCUUGAAGCAGUUAUUCAAACAGUGGAAUCAGGUGCGUGUUGCUGUUCACCAGCAUGUCGAGGAGCUAUCAUGCCUGGUUACCAGCAGAGGCCGGUCCAAAUGCAAGCACCUUAUUGUCCUAUUCCCAAGUGUCCGCCACCAAAAUGUCCUCCAAUACGUCAGUGUCCGUUACCGCAACGACCACGCCCUUGUCCGCAAUAUCCACCUCCAAAACCUUGUCCACCACCUCCUCCACGACCACCUUGUCUGCAACGGCAAUGUCCCCGUCCGCUACCAUGCCCUGAAAAAAUAUGUCCAGUGCCAAAUUGUCCGCCACCACCAUUACCACCCCCUUGUCCUGAAAAACUCUGUCCGCCCGCACCACCUUGUCCACCACAGGUUUGUCCCCCACCUCCGCCACCAGUACCUUGCCCACCUCCCCCACCAGAAAGACCUUGUCCACCGCCUCUACCACCACCACCCUGUCCACCUCAGACAUGUCCACCUCCUCCUCCUCAAAGACCUUGCCCACCCCCUCCACCACCACCACCCUGUCCACCUCAGACAUGUCCGCCUCCUCCUCCUCAAAGACCUUGCCCACCACCGAUCCCACAAAAGCCUUGUCCACUACCACUACCACCACCACCAUGCCCACCCCCUCCUAUACAACAACCUUGUCCACCACCUCCACCACAAAAACCAUGUCCACCGCCACCACCUCAAGUGCCUUGUCCCCCGCCGCCUCCUCCACCUCCACCACCUCCUCCUUGUCCUAGAAUUUCCUGCCCUGAACCUCCACCACCAAUAGUUUGCCCCGUGAUAUCGUGCCCACCUGCUCCACCACCACAAUCUUGUCCACCUCCACCACAAAUGUCUUGUCCAACAAUUAAUUCAUUAGAGCAAGUAGGAAGCAUAGAUGGUGCAUAUGUUGCAAAAAUACCAGAUUUCACUGAAAAAGAUGCAGGCUGC